Molecule: messenger RNA, 792 nt
Organism: Acanthosepion pharaonis
Lineage: Eukaryota; Metazoa; Mollusca; Cephalopoda; Sepiida; Sepiidae
Source: the annotation of a GenBank genome assembly
AUGGCGUUCCUAUCAGGUGAAUAUCAAUGGAACACAGAAUUAUGGGCACAUGGACCAAGUCCAGGAAAAUUUUACAACUUUCCUGGUACUUCUCAAGAAUCCGACCAGUCUGAUAUUGUCAAACGUACAUUGCACCCUACAGUAACUGGCACAUCUGUCAUGGGAAUAAUUUUCAAAGACGGCAUAAUGCUGGCUGCUGACACACUCGGAUCAUAUGGCACAUUGGCUCGUUACCGUGAUCUUUCUCGUGUUUCCGUUGUGAAUGAUGCUACUGUUAUUGCCGCUGGUGGAGAUUAUGCUGAUUUUCAAUAUCUUAAAUCCGUCAUAGAACAAAGAGUAAUUGAUGAGAACUGUUAUGAUGAUGGCUUCAAUUACACUCCCCAAAGUUUGUUCUCCUGGCUCACAAGAGUUAUGUACAACCGCAGAUCCAAGUACGACCCUCUGUGGAACACAUUUGCUGUUGGCGGAAUAAAUAAUGGCAAACCCUUCUUGGGUUAUGUUGACAAAAUUGGCACUGCCUACACAUCUAACACUCUUGCGUCUGGAUUUGGUGCUUACUUGGCCCGGCCAAUGAUGAGAGAUGCUCUGGAGAAGAACCCAGAUAUGUCUGAAGAGGAAGCAAAGGCCGUUAUUAUGAGAUGUAUGAAAGUUCUUCAUUACAGAGAUGCCCGUUCUCUCAAUAGGUUUGAAAUUGUUACGGUUACCAAAGAUGGCGCUAGAGUUGAAGGUCCACUUUCAAUCAAGCCUGAUUGGAGCAUAGUGCGUCAAUCUCGUUGUGGGAAAUCAUCCUGA